This is a messenger RNA of Lentinula edodes (shiitake mushroom), 3279 nucleotides long. Its product is annotated as putative glycosyltransferase family 2 protein. The transcript is spliced from 12 exons. Bases 1 to 3279 code for a protein of 1092 amino acids. The record is from RefSeq and is a predicted model, not a curated record. NCBI's taxonomy places the organism in Eukaryota, Fungi, Basidiomycota, Agaricomycetes, Agaricales, Omphalotaceae.
AUGGAUUAUGACCGCUGGGAUGCUUUAUUGCACCAUAUAUUCAAGCAGACUCAAGGUGACGCUUGGUUCAGACCUGCAGAAGAAAAUCUUUCCUCUGGAGUUGCCAUCCGUGUAGCCGACGACCCAGUACCCGAAUAUCGUGUCUUUCCCUAUGAGAAUGUUUCGCUCGAGCCUUUUGAAGCUGCGGUGAAAAAGUUAGGUCCUGUCGUUGCAGUCAAAGUCCGUUCAGCCGCAGUUCAUGCUGCUAUUGCCGAAGCCCCGCCAGAUGACAAUUCUCUUUACGUUGACGUGAAUACCCGUAUUCAAAUCAUCGACACAAUGCUCCAACUUCCUUUUGCAGACAAGGAACAAUGUGCGGCGUUCAUUCGAGAUGAGAGGGUACUCGUUGUUUGGAGUAAUUCGUUGGAUACAAUUAUUCCCGUAUGUCAAGACUUCGACGCCAGCCUUAUCAAAUUAUUGUGGAGAUCUCGACCUACUGGCACAGCGACAAGUUCAUCGUUACAUUCUCAAUCGUUCCUUGGUGCUGGUUCCGUUUCAGGGCAUGACUCUGCCUCUGUGUCCGUACACUCUCAAGGUUUGAUCACCGCUGCAGAAUCUGGGCGGCCGGUCGAAACAAAAACAAUCAGGACAUGGUACGGCCGGAAACGUACAGUGCCAGUAGCACCCUCGAUCACUGGUCCCGAACCUCCUCGCAAACUUGCGUUGUACGCCCCCCUUUACAACGGUCUAGCAGCUGGUCUUGCUCUAGUGUUUAUCGGUAACGGUGUACGUGUCCUCAUCCGAGAGUUUCUGCUCACUGCUCCGGUACCCGACACCCCCAAUCCUGAACCUACAUCGAUGCAGAGAUACCUCCGCUUCGUUCUCGCCGUCACACUACCCUUCCUCUACUGCGUAUCGCUCUUUUUCACGCUACAAAUAUUACAAAACGUUACGAUGGCGAUCGGGCCUAUAGCACACUAUCAUCAAAACUCUAGAUAUUACUCAGCUGUCCCACCGAAGGCGCCCCAGUCCAGUACAGAGGAGGACAAACCGGAGGUUUUGCCUCAUAUCACAAUUCAAAUGCCUGUCUAUCGCGAAUCUCUCGAAACUGUAUUGGCUCCGUCGAUCGCAUCGUUGAAACGCGCAAUGCAGACUUAUGCCCGACAGGGCGGGACGUCUUCGAUUUUCGUAUGCGAUGAUGGAAUGAGGACGAGUGGAAUGUCGAAAGCGGACCGGGAUGAGCGGAUCAGGUAUUAUCGCAGCGAAGGCAUUGGCUGGGUCGCCAGACCAAGGGAUGGAUGUCCUGCUGGUGGCCUGGACUCGAUUGAGGAGGCCCUCGAUGCUACGGCUGACCCGGAAAAAGGAUUUGGGGCGAAGAAAAAGAAAUCAAAAUCUGACUCUUCUCAUAGAGGUAUCCCGGUUUUCGUCCGUGCAGGUCGUUUCAAAAAGGCAUCCAAUAUGAAUUACGGAUUGAGUCUGAGUUUGUGUAUGGAAAGGCAUCUCAUGGGGUUGGUUGAGGCAAAGAAGGCCAAUGCAGGGCCCAACUCGAACGCAAAUUCUACAUCGUCUCGAGGACCGUCUAACCUCAAUCCAAAUUCUGGUCCGCAAGCUCGUCCGACAUCGUCCCAACUUUCGCAUUCCAGGAGGAUUUCACACUCGUACCCUCCAGCCCAAAAUGGUCGUGCUUCACCCCGUGUCUCUCAUGGUACCUACGGAAUAUACGGUAUGCAAUACUUGAACCGCGAUGGGGACGAUAUGCGUGUUGGCGGUCUUGCGGGUAACGGUAACGAUCCUCCACCUGCUAUGGGAUCCGGAAAUGGCAUCAUAGUACCUACGCCUACCUCUGGUGCCUUCCCGUCACAAACCUCUCCGCUCAUGAGGAACGAUCCCCUUGGUCCUGGGUUUGCCAAUGCUGUCCCUGGAACCCCCGGUCCAGCAGCGGCAGAGGCAUACUAUGAGCUGGGUAUGGAUCCGUUGGGAGAUUUGUAUGGCGAUGAAAUGAUUGAGGAUCUUGAGGAAGAGGCUCUGGAUUUGGCCAUCGAGGAGAUGUGGGACGAAUCGCGUUCAGUAACCAACUCCGCUGGUUGGAAACCAUGGGCAGCAAACGGGAAGGCAAUACGGGUAGGCGAAAUUAUUCUUCUAGUAGAUUCAGAUACCGUCGUUCCUGAGGACUGUCUUCGUGAUGCCGCUCGUGAAAUGGCCAACUCCCCUAAUGUAGCAAUCAUUCAACAUGAAUCCGACGUAAUGCAAGUGGCCCACCACUAUUUCGAAAACGGUAUCGCGUACUUCACCCGCCGAAUCAACCGCUGUAUAUCCAUGGCCUGUGCCAAUGGUGAAAUUGCUCCCUUCGUUGGACAUAACGCGUUCCUCCGCUGGCGGGCGGUCCAAGACGCUAGCUUUACGGAUCUGGCAGAUAACAAUAGAGUGACAAAGGAAAAGAUGUGGAGUGAGAGUAAUGUCAGUGAGGAUUUUGAUAUGGCUUUGAGGUUGUUGGGCAGGGGUUACGAUAUCAGAUGGGCGACGUAUUCGAAUGGAGGCUUCAAGGAGGGUGUGUCGCUCACAGUGGACGAUGAAUUGAACAGAUGGCAAAAAUACGCGUAUGGGUGUAACGAACUGCUUUUCAAUCCCUUAUCUCAAUGGUGGCGACGCGGGCCCAUUGCACGUCAAAUUCAUCGAUUCAUCUGGAGUAAUGCGCCUGUACACUACAAGAUUAGUAUGAUGGCUUAUAUGUUCUCCUACUACGGUAUAGCGGCUUCAAUAACUAUCGGAAUAAUCAACUACGUUUUACUUGGGUUUGCAUUCCCUGUCGACGGGUUUUACAUGCACUCAUUCGAGAUUUGGCUCGCGACAACCGUGGUGUUCUUUGGCAGUGGAAACGUCGGGUACACAUUGCUGGAGUAUAGACUGGGCAAGAGACAAUUGCUUUGGGGUUUCCUAGAAAAUGUGAUGUGGAUACCAUUCUUCUUCUUCUUUUUUGGAGGCCUCGGUAUCCCUGUGAGCCAGGCGCUUCUCGCCCAUUUGUUCUCGUAUAAUAUUACCUGGAGCGCCACGGUUAAGGAAGUGGAAAGGUCAAACUUCUUUAAGGAGAUACCAAAGAUUGCAAAACGAUUCUGGUUCCCUCUGAUAGUGUCGUUUAUCCUUAUCGUCGCUAUGAUAAUCCUCAGUACAACCUUAGUCCCCAUCGGCUGGCGAAUCGACGGCUCGUCGUGGGCAGUAAUCUUUCCGCUAGCCGUUGUUGCUUCCUGUCACAUCCUGUUUCCGAUUGUGUUAAAUCCAUGGCUCAUGGUGUUCUCAUACUGA